Messenger RNA from Periophthalmus magnuspinnatus, 1607 nucleotides. RefSeq lists its product as uncharacterized. The record is from RefSeq and is a predicted model, not a curated record. The transcript has 6 exons. Lineage: Eukaryota; Metazoa; Chordata; Actinopteri; Gobiiformes; Gobiidae. The coding region runs from base 76 to 1194 and encodes 372 amino acids.
UGGCCUGCAUGGGCUGUCCCAACGUGCUUCAUUCUUCAGUUUCCCCUGCGGACAACUUGGAUGUAGUUUGAAGACAUGAAUUUGUACAGGAGUUUCGGGAAUCUUAUGGAAGCCUGGGUGACAGAGGGUGCAUCAGAGCCAGACUGGUUGGAGCGUAAUGAGGAAGACCCUCCUUCACCUCCUUCAGACGUGGACACUAAUGUCCGCUCGGAAUCUGUGGACUCGGGAGUGGAGACUGCCAGCUCGGAUAUCUCAUUCCCAACCACAUCUGUGUCUGUGGAUUUGGACACUUUCACCCCUCCGACAUCUCAGUUUCCAGUCUUAUCAUUCCCCUCGUCUUCGUCACCAUAUCUAAUGGCCAACAGAUCUAAGGUGGAACAGGCUCUAUUGAGGGUUGAGUCGUUUAGAGAGAAGAGAAAAGAGGCUCCAGUGGAUGAGAUGGUCAGGCGGCAGCCCCUGUCAUCUUUGUUGCCCAAGAGACACACACCCGAUCUGGUGAGGAGUCAAAGGUCAAGUAGCUUUGUGCUCAGAAAAACAUCCAGUUCAUCUCCACUGAUCAGACAGAUAUCGCAAGGACAGAGGCGACCACAGUCAGCUAUUUAUGACAGGCAGCAAACACUUAACUACAUACCAAAGGUCCUGACUGGAGCAGAGAAGUCCGAGCUGAGUCCAGGCCUACAGUAUCUGGAGCAGGUUUGUCAAAUGCUGGAGGAAUACGCUCAAGAGCAACUGCAUCACAACACACAGCACACCAAGGCCUUAGAGGAAGAACAAGUUGCAGGCACGUGUCAUUUUGAGGCUGUUGAAAAGGAAGAGUUGUGUCAAAGUUCUGAGGAAACACAAUUGGAUCCUUCGUCCAGCGUGCCUCAGCAGAGAAGAGAGAGACUCCAUGGCCACUUCAGGCAAAGAUCAGCCUCGGACACAAACCUGGCAUCACUGCAUUUACGACGAUUAAAGCUUGACUAUGAAGAGUGCAAUUUGAGCACUCAUGGCCUACAGGAGAAAGCUGAGGAGGACCAGGAGAAUCAGGACUGUCGGAAAGAUGAUCUGAGCAAGUCUAAAAACUACUGGAGAUUCAAGUUUGGUUCCAUGAGAAAGGUGGAUGAGAAAAACAGCCCACAGAUGCUGUCGAGCUCCACUCGGAGGAGGCUGAGUCAGUUGUUCAGAAGAAGAAGGAAAACGGGACCUGUUUAAAUAGACUGUUUGUCUUGCUAUUAAUGACAAAUUCUGUUUUUAUUUAUUAUGCACUGUACAGAUUCUUAUUUAUCCUCAUUUCCUAUGGAAGUGCAUGUGUAUUAUUGAAAUAUUGUCAAACAUAGAUUUGGCCAUUUUUAAAUCUAUAUAAUUUAUGUAUAUGGCUCUGGGAGCAUCGGGAGAUUUGCCACUGUCUUAUAUAGCAGAUAGACAGUAGAAAUUUGGAAAAGCAGCCUUUGAAAGAUUGGUUAUAGUUCCUUUUAUUUAUGAGUCCUCAUUGGCAUUUUAUAAUUAUUAACAAAUUUGUCAAAAUGUUUUGGUUAAUUGAUACUUUUGGUUAUUGGACUACACAGCUUUAUAAUUCUAACUUAUCUUUUAAUAAGUAAAUAAUAAUAAGCACCUAUCACAGCUCA